AUGUCUAAUCUAGUAGCCUUUAACCGCUGGCAAGCGUUCUGGAUCAUGCUCUUACGGGAAAAUACCUUUUUCGCGACGAUCAAUUAUUCCGGAGGAAAAUAGUUCUACAACCAACAGAAACUGUGAGCUGAAGCAUCUGAGUGGGUAUGUGGCUACUGGAGAAGCUCCGGAGCUCUGUGGAGAGCAGAGGGACACAAUCCCGGCCCCCGCAGACAACAGAGGCAAUUCCUAUCUCUGUUUACGCCAAUGUUCUAACUCCAAACAAGAUCCCUGAUUUCUUCAUCCCCCCCAAACUUAUCUGCUGCCCACCAGAAGAGCCUCUUACACCAGAACCUCAGCACUGCUCCACACUGCGACCCUCCUCCUCUGACCAUGCCAUCUGCAGCCAGAGCCCCAGAGCUCGGAGCAGCAAGAACCCCUGUAGCCCUCGCCUCUUUUCCCGUCUGGGAGGAGACACCCGCAAUCUCCAGAAGUCAGCCAACCGUCACAUCAUCCAAAUAGAGAGUGCUGAUGAGCCAGGUGCCAGGUCUGUGGACAGCGAUAGUGUUGAAGUCAACACUAAUGCAGACCCCCAGUCACAGACUGCAAUGUCUCUGCCAUAUGUCCCCAAGGCUCAGACCUCAUAUGGCUUUUCAACCCUGGUGGAGUCUCCUCAUACCCGGCGCAAGGAGAGCCUGUUCCACAGCGACCCCAGCAGCCCUCUCACCUCCCCGAACUCCCAGAGGCGCUCCCAAGGGGGAACUCUUCUGGCCCCAGCGGACCCCAACCCCUAUCGGUAUUUCAGUGGUGGUGAAAGCGACACCUGCUCCUCAGCAGAGUCGUCCCCCUUUAACUCCCCUCUCCUGUCCCGUUCUGCCUCUCUCCUACGCUCAAUUACCCAGGAGACACAAGCCAAGGUGUCUCGUGCCAAGCGUUCCCUGGCGCGGCACAGUUCUCUUUCCACUGAUGAUUGCAGCUCAGCAGACAACAGCCCCAAUAUGCAGCGCCGCCGCACCCGCUGCCCCCCAUCUCCUGCCUUCCGUGGGUGUAAAAGCAGCGGCUUAAAGGGCACAGUGUCAGACCUCCUGCAGCGCCAACACACUGUCAACCUCCAUAAGGGGGGGACGCUGAGGCUGAGCACUCACUACGACCCAGAGUCAGCUCGGCUGAGGGUGCGCGUGCUCACAGCCGAGGCCCUUUAUGACAGGCAGACGGACGUUAAAAGCAUCAAUUGCUGUGUAGCACUCUACCUGAACCCUGGCAAGCAGCAGAAACAGAGGAGCACCAUCAUCAAGAAUAGCAGGAAUCCAGUAUUCAACGAAGACUUUUUUUUUGACGCGCUGCCCCAGGCAAAGGUAAAGAAUCUGGCCAUGAAGAUAAAGGUUGUGAACAAAGGAACCAGUCUGAGGAGAGACGUGCUUCUAGGAGAAAGGGAGGUCCUGCUCAGUGAGCUGCUAGCAGGCCUCUAGGGAGCCCCUGUCAAGACUUUGGUGAAAACAAGCAGCUCCACAUCUUGAGGGCCCUUUUUUCUCUGUCUGACUUUUGAUCCCAUUCAACAGAUCUGAUGAUAAAUACUGGGCAAGUGAAAGCAUGCUGAUCAUGCUGAUGACAAAGGAGUUGUAUCUUGUAUUUUGUUAUGUACAUCAAUGGACCAAAAACAUAAAAACAAAACAAGAACUCUAUUGAAUUAGAAGUCCCAAGUUGCCAUAGUUUUUUUCAAUGGUCAAUCCAGGUUAAACUACCAUCAUUUACAUGCUUACCAGUAAUGUGAACAGUGGAGCUGCUUCCUUUUGUCCUUGUUUGUGUACUUGAGUACUGAGUUACAUAAGGUGUUGCCUUCACUGGUGAGCAUUGUGAUGUGGCUCAAUAUCAUAUCAGCUGUGAUGCAAUGAUGAUCUUGUUUAAGCUGGGGCUGUAUUUUUUUUUGUAAUUAUGCAGUAAUAUUACAUGUGGGUUUUUGCAUGUUCCAGUGGAAAAUGAAUAACACCUCUGUGUACUUGAAAGAAUUUAUAUCUGGGAAUUAGAUUA
This is a messenger RNA of Micropterus dolomieu (smallmouth bass), 2007 nucleotides long. Its product is annotated as C2 calcium-dependent domain-containing protein 4C-like. The record is from RefSeq and is a predicted model, not a curated record. Lineage: Eukaryota; Metazoa; Chordata; Actinopteri; Centrarchiformes; Centrarchidae. The coding region runs from base 147 to 1448 and encodes 433 amino acids. The transcript has 3 exons.